This is a messenger RNA of Mycetomoellerius zeteki, 744 nucleotides long. It is a transcript of the gene mRpL54, whose product is annotated as mitochondrial ribosomal protein L54. The record is from RefSeq and is a predicted model, not a curated record. The transcript is spliced from 2 exons. Lineage: Eukaryota; Metazoa; Arthropoda; Insecta; Hymenoptera; Formicidae. The coding region runs from base 206 to 613 and encodes 135 amino acids. Gene Ontology annotation, cellular component: mitochondrial large ribosomal subunit. Gene Ontology annotation, molecular function: structural constituent of ribosome.
ACACGUGUUCCACACUUACAUAGUUUGUGUUUCUACAUGUACAUGUUCUGUUUCUGCAUAAUUCUACGGUACCGAUACCUACCAACCUGACUACUAGUCAGUGACUAGUGUUUCAACCCCACUAUACUACUACUACUACUGACUACUGCCAAGAGUCAAGAAUACCAAGUCAAUCUUAUAAAAUUAAGUAUCAGACAUACUACGCAUGAUGAUGAAUCUCGCUGUUGUUAACCGGCUCUUCUAUUUUCCAAGAAACUCCAUAAUAUCAACUCGAUACACGGUCCAAACGAGAGAAUACGCCGGACCAGCAACCUGGCCAGGAGUGAGGAAAUUAAAGAAGACAUUAGUUGCGGUAGAAAAAAAAGUAUUGCCCAUUGAAACGGAUGUUAACAGACUCUUAACUCAUGUAUGUGGUACAAAUAUUUAUAAAGAGGGAGGAAAAGACGUCGAGUUAAAGCCAGAUUCUGAAUAUCCUAGUUGGUUAUGGAAUAUUAGAACUGGCCCUCCUCCACCUUUGGAAGAAUUAGAUCCAAAUACAAAACAGUAUUGGAAAAGAUUGCGAUUACUUGGUUUAAGAAAAAACAAUCAAAAAAGUAUAACUAGAAAGUUUUAAUUUACUUUUGCGCAAAAAUAUAUCGCGCACCUAAACGUAGUACGUUUGCCGUAGGUUUGACGUAUUGAAAAGCGUUGAAAAUAAUUGUUAUUUCUGUAUUGUAACAUGUACAAGUUAAUAAAAAUAAUAUA